Molecule: messenger RNA, 480 nt
Organism: Parnassius apollo (apollo)
Lineage: Eukaryota; Metazoa; Arthropoda; Insecta; Lepidoptera; Papilionidae
Source: the annotation of a GenBank genome assembly
AUGGAGUCGAAAGAAAAUGUUACUCCUGAGAAUCAAAAGAAUCGUGCACAAGGCGAAAAUUGGACCCAAGAGGAAAAGGAUCUGUUUUUGGAAAUAAUGAGGGAGUCAGCGCCUAUAAUAGAUGAAAUUCUACUAGCAGAGGAACCAGCUGUACAGCAAAUAAUUACAGUGGCAAAUGUGCAUAGCGAAGAGAUUGAUAUCAAGAUCCCUGAAUGCAGCAGAAAAACUCAAAUGGUGUUUCCUCCAAAGGUGGAUAAGGAACAAAAUAGAGAAAAAAAAAACAAGUUAGCUGGCAAGGAAGCUUUAUUAAGAAGCAAUAUAGAAUUUAAGGAACGGUCUUCAGCAAUGUUGGAAGAAGAACAUAAAGUAAAAAUAAAAUUUCAAGAACAGGAAAUAACUCAUCAUCAGUUGCGACAUAAACUGGAAAUUGACAUAUUAUUACAAGAAAAAGACAAAAAGAAAUUGGAGUUAGAAUUGUAA